AUGGUCAGGAUACAUUCCCUGGCCCCGCCUCCAUGGCCAAUACUGUCGCUCCCCACCCAGCCCGCAGCCAGUACGGCAGCAUGCAGCGGAGGUUCCGCCCACACAGGGGUCAAAAUCAAGCAGGAGGCGGAGUCUAUGGAGAUGUAUCACCCAGUGCCCCAGCCCUCGGCGAACUCAGGCCUCAUCACCCAGCCCCGCCAGGCCGGGUCCCCCCACGGGACCCCCUCCUCAGGGGACCUGGUUCCUGGUGCCUCCCCCAGGAAGAAGCCCCGCAAACAGCAGCACGUCAUUUCCACAGAAGAGACCGAAAUGUUGGAGACCAACAGUACAGAUGAGGACAGGGUUAUGGGCCACAGGCCCCUGGGCAGCAGGGCUAAGAGGAGAGAGUCCCCUCCCAGAGAGUAUGUGGGUGGGUGAAUACCACUAAACCAUGCACAGUUGUACUCACCACGGUGGGGUCAAUUCCAUUUCAGUUCAGUCAA
Molecule: messenger RNA, 482 nt
Organism: Oncorhynchus gorbuscha (pink salmon)
Lineage: Eukaryota; Metazoa; Chordata; Actinopteri; Salmoniformes; Salmonidae
Product: histone deacetylase complex subunit SAP130-A-like
Exons: 2
Coding region: 1-417 (138 amino acids)
Biological process (GO): negative regulation of transcription by RNA polymerase II
Cellular component (GO): Sin3-type complex
Source: RefSeq, a predicted model, not a curated record